Oenanthe melanoleuca is the source of this 2567-nucleotide messenger RNA. It is a transcript of the gene NDE1, whose product is annotated as nudE neurodevelopment protein 1. Bases 339 to 1364 code for a protein of 341 amino acids. Gene Ontology annotation, molecular function: microtubule binding. Gene Ontology annotation, biological process: chromosome segregation; microtubule nucleation; centrosome localization. NCBI's taxonomy places the organism in Eukaryota, Metazoa, Chordata, Aves, Passeriformes, Muscicapidae. The record is from RefSeq and is a predicted model, not a curated record. The transcript has 9 exons. Gene Ontology annotation, cellular component: kinetochore; kinesin complex; centrosome.
GGGAGCGCGGUGGGAGCGGCACCGGGACCGGCACCGGGACCGGCACCGGGGACAGGAACAGGGACACGGGACCGGGACACGGGACCCCGGACCCCCCUCCUGCUCCUGGAGCGGCGGUGCGGGAGCGGCGGGAGCGCGGUGAGAGCGGCACCGGGACCGGCGACAGGGACACGGGACCGGCACCGGGAACAGGAACAGGGACCGGGACCGGGACCGGGAACAGGAACAGGAACAGGAUCAGCGACACGGGGACAGGGAUACGGACACGGGACCUCCCUCCUGCUCCUGGAGCGGCGGGGGGAAAAUGAAACAGGAGUUUUAGACUUUGAGGACUCACUAUGGAAGACUCAGAAGGACAUCACUUCAGCUCAGUGGAAGAGGAAACCAGAUACUGGAAGGAGUUGGCAAUGAAGUACAAGCAGUGUGCAGAGAGCACACAGGAGGAGCUGCAUGAGUUCCAGGAGGGGAGCAGAGAGUAUGAGGCUGAGCUGGAGGCUCAGCUGCAGCAAACAGAGUCCAGGAACAGGGAGCUGCUGUCAGAAAACAACCGGCUGCGGAUGGAGCUGGAGUCUGUGAAGGAAAAGAUUGAAGUGCAGCAUUCAGAAGGAUACAGGCAAGUCUCUGCCCUGGAAGAUGACUUGGCACAGACAAGAGCUAUCAAAGAGCAGCUGCAGAAAUACAUUCGAGAGCUGGAGCAAGAAAAUGAUGAUUUGGAAAGAGCAAAAAGAGCCACUAUAAUGUCCCUGGAGGAUUUUGAGCAGCGUUUGAACCAGGCUAUUGAGAGAAAUGCUUUUCUGGAGAGUGAGCUGGAUGAGAAGGAAAACCUCCUGGAGUCUGUGCAGCGCCUGAAGGAUGAAGCUAGAGAUCUACGACAAGAGCUGGCAGUGCAGCAGAAGCAGGAGAAGCCCAAGACCCCCCUGAGGGCUCCCCUGGGAGCAGAGAGAGCUGAGAGUGCAGUCCAGGCAUCCCUGUCCGUGCCCUGCACGCCCGCCCUGCGCCGGAGCCCCCCCAGCAUCCCCCCCUCGGGGGGCUACAGGAGAGGUCUUGAGGGCAGCUAUGGUGCAACCCCUCUCACACCAGCUGCAAGAAUAUCUGCACUGAAUAUUGUGGGAGACUUGCUACGAAAAGUGGGGGCCUUGGAGUCCAAACUUGCCUCUUGCCGGAGCUUUGUGUGUGAGCAGUCCCCAAACAGACCCUCAGUGUCCCUGCUCAUGGGCAGGGAUGUGCUUGAGACUGGCCUGGCUCCUCACCAGCCUCUGUGUGACACAGGGCUGGUGAGGCGCCUGCAGUUUGGGUCACGGCCCUCACACCUUCCAGGACCUGGCAGCCAUCCCCCACAGAGUGUUGUCAAGAUGCUGCUGUGAAAAGCCUUGGAGGAAGGAGAAGAAAUGUGUGUUUCAAGCUGGUUUUAAUGAGAAUAUCGACGAGCAAGCAGCCAGCAGUGCCAGGGGGUGAGACCUGAACAAGUCACAGCUGGCCCCCAGAGUGUCUCUGGGUGACAAAUGUGACAGAGCAGUGCUGUCUGUGCAGUCAGGGCUGGCAGCUGCUUCUGCACCAGCUCCUUGGAGGUUGUUCUGCCCCUGCCACAGCCACUGUCCUGCCCCAGCUCAGCAAUACCCACCUGCAGCUCCUCAGCUGUGGUGUUAGUGCAGCACCAGCUCUGCAGUUCUGCUCUGCCAGGGCUCUUGUGCUGCAGUCACCCAGACUAAAGGGUGUUUUUAUGUGCAGAAAGGUGGAUUUCUGCAGGGAAGCUGCUCAGCUCCUCCUGGGGUGUUUGCUGGCCAGGGUGUUGCUGCCUCUGCAGUGACAAGAUGUUUCUGUGAGCCAUGAUUUCCCUUCCAGAGCAGCUCCUGGUUAAAGGUGAGACAUGUCUGCUGCUGAGAGUGCUCAGGGCAUCCCAGAGCUCCUUGCAUGUAGAUACAGUCUUUUAAUUUUGUUUUUUUAACCCCAUAGUGGCUGGUGGUUGUAGGAGGCCAAACCUGGUCAAGUUUCUAGUUCUAACAUCUUGAUGGGUGGGUUUUACUGCUUUACAAACCUCCCCUCACUAAGGUGCCUUGGGUGUUAGUGAUUUUUUUUUAUUGUUUUACUUUUCUAUAUGAAUAUAUCAGGUGUUACUAAUUUAGAAAUGCUUUUUUAACCUGAAAAGCCCUUUAUGCUAGAGAAGUGUAUAUGAGUAGAGAAUUAUUUUCAAAUAAUUUUCCCCCCUGUAGAAUAUUACUGCAUUUGUUUUUAAAUGAAGUAGAUUCACUCUGAGUGUUAAUGUAUUUUAUAGAAGCCUGUAUUUCUAAAACUAAUAAUGACUUAACAGUUGUUAUGUUUGUUUUUGGUUUUUUUUUGUGGCAGAGGAUGGGGAGAGCUUACUUGACAAAAUAAUGCAUAAAUGGAUUUGAUUUUUUGCUUGGUUUUUUGUUUUGAUUUUUUUAAGGAAUUGCUGUGAAAACAGCCACUUCCUUAAAAGGAGGCAUCUCUUUCUCUAGAAUCUGUAAAUCACAGAUGAUUUCCAUUUCUCAGUCCACCCAUGAAGCUGGUUUAACUGGGGAGCAGAAUAAAGCUUAUUUUGAAUGGGA